ACACACACACACACACACACGGUGGAAGCUGCAGCAGGUUUGAGUCUCUCUGUUCUGCAGGAUGGAAGCUGAAGGACUCGUCUCUCUUCUCUUCAGGUUUUGGUAAAAGUGUCUCCGACAUGAAAGAAACCAGAAACGUUCACAGACUCUUGUUUCUUCUCUGGUUCCUGUUUGUUCUUCACCUCGUCUCUGGAUCUGAGGGAAACUUGACGAGAUGUGAAUGUUCACAAGCCAUCGUUACAUUCCAUUUUCCUCCCAGUUUUCCCAAUCACUCAUGCUGUCUGAACUUUUCUGGAUCUUUGUUUUCUGGAGUAUCAUGGGAGGUUCUCAAAUCUGCACCAGGUUUAGAGAUUCUGGAUCUUUCCAUUUGUAGGAUCCAGCUCAUCCAUCGAACUGCUGCAGGUUCUACUCCUCCAUUGUUACGAGAGCUUUAUCUAAAUCAGAACCAGCUCCAGGUCCUUCCUUCUGAUUUCCUCAUCGAUGCUUUCAGGCUGAAAGUUCUGGAUUUGGGGCAGAACCUCCUGAAGGAACUUCCUACAGACUUUUUGAAGAAUGCUGGACAUCUUCAGGUUUUAAUUCUAAGUGGAAACCGUUUGAAGGUUCUGCCCGUCUCCGUGCUCAGACUCGCUCUCCUGCAGUUUGAUUUGUUUAAUAAUCCGUGGAGCUGCUCCUGCUCCAUGGUGGAAAGUUUCUACUCUCAUAAUUCCAGCUCCAACUCCAGCAGCUUCCAGAACACAUUCCAGAAUCUUACAUGUUCCUCUCCUCAGAGCCUCCAAGGAAGGAUGAUUUGGUCCAUCCGGGUCGAUGAGGUCUGUCGACUUUCAGGCCUGAACGCCCUCUUUAUCCUCCUCCCGCUCCUUCUGCUGAUGAUCCUGAUGUUCUGCUGGUGCUGCGGGAGGAAAGAGGAGAAGAAAGAUUCUCUGAAAUUCAGCGCGAUGCAGAAGAAAAACCUGGAACCGUUUCCUUCCUCCAUUAAUAAUGAGGUGGUGCUGAAGAACCAGCUGAUGCUCCGGCCGUCCUCAGCACUGUUAGGCAGCGUGAGGGACGUCUGUGAGGAGGUGGAGGUUAGAUUGGGCUCGGUGGAGUCUCUGGAGUGCCCUUCUUCCACCUCCUCAGGUAAAGAGGAGGAGCAGGAGCUGGACAGUAAGCAGGAUCUGGAUACAGUGAGUGUUAGUGAGGUGAUGAGGGACUCGGCUGAUCGAGAGAAGGCCUACAUGGUUCAGUCCACCAAAUAUUACAGUCUGGUACCAGGGAUGGAGAUGGAAGACUCGGACCAUGGUGAGUACGAGGACGUGGACCUGUCCUGAUCCCCAAAAACCCCGAGAGUCACGACUAGCUUCAUCCUCACUGUGACCUAAAAUACAGAAGCUCCAGAAGUUUCUCUACAGUAACACAGAAACGUUUAAAAACUCCAAACUCUGAUUCUUUAUUUUUGUAUUUUUAUUAUUUUGAUAAUUUUUUUAUUUUUAUGAAGCUGAUUUACAUUAAAAAUCCGUCAUGAAGACACCAAAAGUA
Molecule: messenger RNA, 1515 nt
Organism: Trichomycterus rosablanca
Lineage: Eukaryota; Metazoa; Chordata; Actinopteri; Siluriformes; Trichomycteridae
Product: SLIT and NTRK-like protein 6
Exons: 3
Coding region: 120-1307 (395 amino acids)
Cellular component (GO): extracellular matrix
Source: RefSeq, a predicted model, not a curated record